Molecule: messenger RNA, 3015 nt
Organism: Bicyclus anynana (squinting bush brown)
Lineage: Eukaryota; Metazoa; Arthropoda; Insecta; Lepidoptera; Nymphalidae
Gene: Idh3b
Product: isocitrate dehydrogenase [NAD] subunit beta, mitochondrial
Exons: 9
Coding region: 117-1271 (384 amino acids)
Biological process (GO): isocitrate metabolic process; tricarboxylic acid cycle
Cellular component (GO): mitochondrion
Molecular function (GO): oxidoreductase activity, acting on the CH-OH group of donors, NAD or NADP as acceptor; NAD binding; magnesium ion binding
Source: RefSeq, a predicted model, not a curated record
GUCAUCUGUCAGUGUCACUGUCAGCUGGGAACCAGGGAAUGUCAGACGCAGUUCCAAAAUCCAAAAAUACUUUGCUGAAAAAAAUUAGCCCUGAAGGUUUCUAGAAAGAAUUAAGCAUGUCGCUUAUUACUAGAAAUGUUUUCCGUACAUUGAUACAGGGAUCCCAACAUGUAGGCAAAGGUUUGCACACAACAUCGGUAACAGCUGACAAAAACGUAUGUUUCGCGCCCCUUUCAAUCAGCACCCUGCAAACUAGCAAGGAGGGUCGUGUUAAAUGCACCCUCAUUCCUGGCGAUGGCGUCGGCCCAGAGCUUGUCUAUUCCGUUCAGGAAGUUUUCAAGGCAGCUGGCAUCCCGGUGGACUUCGAGUCAUACUUCUUCUCGGAAGUUAAUCCCACGUUGAGUGCGCCUCUGGAAGAUGUCGUCGGUUCCAUCGCCAGAAACAAGAUUUGUAUCAAGGGCAUUUUGGCGACCCCUGACUUCUCCCACACUGGCGAGCUGCAGACCCUAAACAUGAAGCUGCGCAAUGCUUUAGACCUGUACGCUAACGUCGUGCACGUCAAAUCUCUGCCGAACGUCAAGUGCCGCCAUCACGACGUGGACUGCAUCAUCAUCCGAGAGCAGACCGAGGGCGAAUACUCUGCGUUAGAGCACGAGUCUGUGCCUGGCGUGGUGGAGUGCCUGAAGAUCAUCACAGCGGCGAAGUCGGAGAGAAUCGCCAAGUUCGCAUUCGACUACGCCGUGAAGAUGCGCCGUAAGAAGGUGACCGCGGUACACAAGGCUAACAUCAUGAAGCUGGGCGACGGGCUGUUUCUACGCAGUUGCGAAGAGAUGGCAAAGCUUUACCCGCGCAUCCAAUUCGAGAAGAUGAUCGUCGACAACUGCACGAUGCAGAUGGUGUCCAACCCCAACCAGUUCGACGUCAUGGUCACGCCCAACCUGUACGGCAACAUCGUGGACAACCUCGCCAGUGGGCUGGUGGGCGGCGCUGGUGUGGUAGCCGGCGCCUCUUACAGCGCUGACUGCGCGGUGUUUGAACAGGGCGCGCGGCACAUCUUCUCCGGCGCGGUGGGCAAGAACAUCGCCAACCCGACAGCCAUGCUGCUGUGCUCCGCCAACCUGCUGGCGCACGUCAACCUGCACUCCUACUCCAAGAUGAUCAAGAACGCCAUCAACAAGGUACUGACGGACGGCAAAGUGAGGACCAAGGACCUGGGCGGUCAGUCCACUACCAAGGACUUCACCUACGCCGUGAUCCACUCCCUCGCGUAAAUGUACUCAGUAACACUUAGCUCGUGCUGUGAAAUAUAUCUGCGUACCACGGAAUAAUAUUUAGCUAGAAGCCGCUCGCAUUUUGAAAUAUAUCUGCGUACCACGGACUUAUAUCUAGUUGGAAGCCGCUCGCAUUUUUAAAUACAUCUGCGUAUCAUGGACUUAUAUUUAGCUAGAUGCCGCUCGCACGAGUAUGACUGCGUACGUACCACGGACUUAUAUCUAGUUGCAAGCCGCUCGCAUUUUGAAAUACAUCUGUGUAUCAUGGACUAGAAGCCGCUUCAACAUCAACUUUCACACAUUUUUUUUUGCUAUAUUCUACGACGUCACGAGAAUUUUACAGUUUUAACUAUUGAGAAAGUUUUUCAUAAUCUAUAUAUACUACUAACGUUAUAAACGCGAAAGUUUUUAUAACUGCAUAAAUAUUUGUUAAACAUCAUUAUCAGCCUAUUUCAAUGGCCAGCCAGGCUUUCUUCCUUAUAGUUAUAGGAAUGAAUUUGGCUGUUUGGUAUGGAGAUAGAACGUACCCUGGAUUAACAUAUAGGCUUACUUUAUAUACUUUCAUCCUGGAUUAAUCCAUGGAUGAAAUCGCAGGUGUACACUAGUAUAGUAUAAUGAAAUUUAUUGCUUUACCCAGUGACAAUAAUAUUUUUCGACUAUAAUAUAAAAAAAUGAAUCUUAUUAAAAUAAAGCGUAUUGCGCAAAUACAAGCUCGUAGGAACACGGUAAGUUUAAAACUGAUCUAUCUUACACGUUAUCUAGCUAAAUAUGAGUCCGUGAACUAAACCGUAUUGGACUAAGCAAGUCGGUAUGUUUAAAAACGAAAGUUCAUUUGCCAUUCAGGUUCCAGUUGUUAAAAGGUCAAUUGAUAUCCAAUAGUCCUAGGUUCAAUUCUCGUUCAGUAUUUGCAGUUGUAUUUCACAGUGCGUACUUACCCCGAGUGCAAAUACGUAUAUAGAGAUAAAUAAAAUCAUCAUGACGGUUAGACUGUUGCUUAGUACCAUGUAGUCUGAGAGACGACCGCAAAAUAUUAUACACAUUAUAUUAUAUAUUUUUUUUGUACAAUGAAGUUGUUUAAUGAUAUAUUUACUUCAAUUUUAAAUAAUUAAACCUAACGGUACCUAAAAAUAAUAUUGGUUGUCUCUUACACGGUAUUAUCAACUUACUUUGACACUGAAAUAAUUUAUUUAUUUAUUUAAAACAAGUACUAUAAUUUUUUUUCCAAAAUUGUCAUUUUAAAUACAAAGGAGUAGAUGACGUAGUAAACAGUUUGUCAUAUAAAUUUAUAUCAUAGAAUAAUACGUAUGUAUUGCUUUAAAAAAAUGGGUAAAAAUUAUUUCAUGAUCCAUUCUCAUAUUUAAUCAUAAUUUUUUCAUCAUUAUCAACCUAUAUUUGGCUCACUGCUGAGCUCGAGUCUCUUCUCUGAAUGAGAGGGGUUAGUAUACUUACAUAUAUCUUACUUAGUUACUAUAUAUCUACAAAAAUGUCAUCAAAAUCGGUCGAUUCUUAUCCUCUUUAACAAUUGAUAAGUUUUCAGUGUCAUAAGUAAAAAUGUGUUUUUAAACAUACCAAAUUUAGUAAAAUUUCCUAUUAGAAUACCUAUACUAAGCCUUAAGCGUAAUUUAUUUUUUAUUAUUAAUAAUUUUUAUUUUGAAAAUUAUGUGAUCUGCAAUCGAAAUUAAAAUAGGAAACAGUAUUGUAUAAGUAUUUAAUGUUACCAUAUUUAAUAAAAUAAUGACAAUGA